GAAGACCGUUUCUCGAGUUGGCAGCUCCACGACGACCUUUGUACCGCUCCCGGCAUAGGACUCUGGUCCUGCCCAUCCUCCUCUCUCGCUUUCUUUGAAAACUCAUCAUGGCUGGUCUAACUAUGUUACUACCCCUCACACUCCUUUUCUUUUCCUGGGGCUCUUCUCAGGUCCACGCCGCCCAAGGCAACGAGAGCUGUUCGACCAGCACCCAACGACUUCAACUAGGCACUUAUCAGUUCACUUCGGACUGCGAUACGAUGUGGUGGUGCAAUUCGUCAAACAUUUGUGAUUGGAAAGGAUGCAGGCGGGACGAGUUUCCAUUCGGAUACUGGGAGAAUGCCACUAUCCCUGAAGGCUGCCCCCGAGGGUCCUUCUGUCCGGACGAAGAGGAUUCUUGCCAACCAUUGCUCGCUGUUGGAAGUCCUUGCCAACUGAACAGAGAUGACGAGUGCGAGGCACCUCCUGACUUUCAGGAUCUUGCAGACAAUACCGGAUUGGGUCGAAAUGUCAAUGGUUCUGUUUGCCUCAACAAUGUGUGCAUGUGGGCAAAUGUCACGUUGGGCCUCCCCUGUGCCGUUGAGAACGUGCCCUAUACCGUCUACACUCAAGACACCGAAUUUAUCGACAUUGUUUCCCGCGACAACUGCCGCUUGGGUCUCUACUGUGAUGCCUCACAGAAAGUGUGCAUGCAAAUGAAGGAGCUUGGAGAGUCAUGCCAAGCAGACAAAGAAUGCCAGUCUUUCAACUGUCUUGCCACCGGUGUCUGUGGUAAACCGGCCGAUACCCCCAGUCAUGUAGCAUUCUGGGUUUACAUCAUCUGUGGUAUCGCUAUAUUCGGAGGUAUGAUCGCCACGUUGAUCGGCAUGUUCUUCUUGCACAAGGGUCAGCGUGACGUUGAGCGAGAGAAGCGUAUGCAAUACUGGCGCGAGCAGAACGCAUUCCGUCAAAAUAUCAUCCAAAUGCAAGAGACUGCCCGCCACUCACUUAUGUCGCUUCCCAUGGGUGGCAGCCAGCGCAACUCGAUGUACAGCCGUGAUGGCGUGACCUCAGAGGAUUCCCAGAUGCCCAUGUUGCACGCUGCCAGCAAAUCCAGCGCUCUUCGUCAUUACGUUUCGGAAGAGGGCUUGAGCGGUAGCGAAGAGAGCAUCAUGAUGAAGCGAGGCGACAAGCAGGAUCUCAAUCGAUUCUGAAUGUCUUGAACAUGUACGAUUUUACUGCCGCCAUUUAGAGGGCGCAGAGACACUUGUCGACACAUCCUUAUCUGUCUGCAAUAUUCCCCCGGACUAUUCUCUUUACGUACUUUCUAAUACAUAUUCUCUCUGGAUACCACCUUGAAAUUUUGAGAGCUCGUAUGCUUGGUGCAUUCCAUACACGGUCCGCUUGGGGUUCCAAGAAUACACAACUACUAUUUAUAGCAAGAUCCUGUGGGCGC
Somion occarium is the source of this 1435-nucleotide messenger RNA. The record is from the annotation of a GenBank genome assembly. Lineage: Eukaryota; Fungi; Basidiomycota; Agaricomycetes; Polyporales; Cerrenaceae.